UAGCUUUAAGUAGGACACACUUUCCUCAUGCUUUUAUUUUCCUUCCGCACUCUCUGAAGGAGGACCUCUUUCACAGACACCAUGAGUAAGUCCGGCACCCUGAAAAUAAAGGGCUUGUUUAAAUUAAAAUCACCUGAUAAAGACAGCAAGGAGCAGAAACGGUCGGGCACCCUCAAAGAUGGAGCAGCUACCAGCCUCGCGAGCCCCGCGAGCCCCGGUGCCCUCAGCCCGGGAUACAACGCCACACUGGCCGAUGAUGUGUUACCCAUUUCCCCUAAAGUAAAGAAGGAUAAGCGGCUGUUGCCGUUCAGGCUGAAACGGAAGAAAUCCAAGCACAAAGAAGAAGAAGGAGGAGGAGGAGGAGACGUGUUCUUCCCUGAUGAACUGGACAGCUUCCACAGCCACCUGAGCUAUGACCAGAUCAGUGUUUCCACAGAGUGCAGUUACCAGACUGUAUCGGACUGGUACACUCAAUCUGAGUCCACCUCCAUGAUCAGCUUUGACAUGACUCAGCCACACAGCCCAUCUUCACCUUCCAAAUUCUUCAAGAGUUCGGAGGAGAACAGGGGAGUGCUCAGUCGCCUCAGCAAUUUCUUGAGGUCCAAGAAAAAGAAGAACAGCAGUAAGCAUCAUUCAGACUCACUUUCCCCAACAUCCCCCUUGUCUCCAAGUUCACCCCAGUCUCAACAGGAGGAUGGGCCAAGGACUCCGACUCCUUCUCGAAGAGACAGUGAGCUAAUGGGGCCUAAUUAUGGAGGCUCUUCCAGAAUGGGAGCAGAGCUUGAUGACAGACUCAGCCAAAACUCCAGUCCCAGUGCCUCGAGUGUGGUUUCUCUGCUGACAGAUGGAGCAGAGCUACCGUUUGCAGACAGCAACAGCAGCGGCCGAAGCAGCGUGAGGGAGGUGCACGUGUGCAGGGUCAGCACAGCCAGCAGUGAAAGGAAUUCUGGGAAUGUGACUCCCACCCCACUGGACCCUGCUUCUACCACCCAGGCAAGUGCUGAUUCCAGCCCAGAACGGGGCUUUGCAGAGUCAGUGGUGAAGGAAGUCAGCAAGAGGCUGCAUGUCAGUUUGGAAGAAGAUAUUCAGAAGAAUACGGAGGGUUCCAGGGAGGACGUCGCAGUUAAUCAAACCACACAGCUGACAUUGAAUACCCCCAUUUCCAAGGCAGCUGAGGCCCCAAAGUCUCCUAACCUAACCUCUAUAAGUUUAGCAACAAAGAAAUCAUCAGUGAAAGUUGGAGAGAAGGGACACAGCACUGCCCUGAGUGGAAUCACUUUACACCCUCAGUCGCCCACCUCACACCACAUCACAACUGAACAGGAAGACUCUCCAGACACAGCGAGGGAGAACAAGAGGAGGGGUCAGCUAUUCUCUUGGAGCACUGUCGCCACAGCAUUGGGCCCUUCGCCUGAGAUAGAGCCUACAGAUGAUUCUCCUAUCCACCUUCACAAAGCCAUAUGGGUGGAAACACACCUGGGACCGGAGGAGGAAGGGGAGAGGGAGGGGGAGGAAGAUAUAAUGAAACAAGGGGAGGAAGGCUUCAGAGCAGACUCGCCUCCCGUGCUGGCUAUACCUGUCACAGUAAUUCCUGAGGACGACUCAUUGCCUCAGUGCACUACGGACAAAAGGCCUUCCACCCCCCCAGAGACUGUGCCGUCCAGUUCCAGCUUGCCAGAAUCAGCCACCUCCUUGGCACCGACUACAGGGGAGUUCCAAACAACCUCACCACAGCCAGAGGAGCCCGACACGGGCACAGACUCAAAGCAGGGUUCACUCAAGGAGAAGCGCAGAUCGAGAGAAGUCCGUGUUACGCGUAAGACUGUGAAUCUGCCUUCGAAGCACAAAGUUUUUGCCCACAAGGUGUACGUUAGCCCAGAGCCAAGUUUGGAUGAGAGCGAAGCAGCGGAAGAGGAGCUCAGCAGAGAUUCAACUACAAAGACUUCAGACACAACAGAAGUGAAACCACUGCCAAGCCUCCAAAACAACAAUGUGGAACUCAAAGAAGCCAACCUUGAGCCACUGCCAACACCAGAUGAGAUGACGCACUCUGACACAAAUACUCCUGAGCCCAUAGUUAAAGAAAAAACAGACUCUGAGGCCUCUGACUUUGAUGAUACCUCUGCAGCCUCUGACAUGUACGGGGCAAAGUCACAAGCGGUAGGGUCAAGGGUAAGAAGCCAAGGGUCUAACCAGGCUACACCCUCUAAACGAGAGGUUAAAGCAGCAGCAGAAAGUCGGCAUACCACAGCAAGUGGAGCAAAAACUCCAUCCUCAGCAGCUGGCAGUAAGGCCAAAACUGUGACAACAAAGACCAAGGCCUCCACAGAGAGCACAAAGGUGGGAACUUCCAGUGACAUGCCACCACAGAGAGAGCCUGGCAAUGAUAAAACAGUUUCUAUGUUACCAACAUCAAAAGACCAAAGCACCAGUGGUCCCUCAAGUCCAACAGGUUCAAAGUCUAAAAUCCCCAAAAGGUCACCAUCAGAUGCUGAUGUCAAAUCACCAGUGACAGCAGAUAAAACAUCAGUGACUGAUGCCUCUGGGUCAGUGGUCACUUCCAAACUGCAGAAACAACCCAGAACCAAAGAGGCUUUGAAAUCACCGGUCACUACAACCAAAGUUGGCAGGAAACAAAGUUCUGAAGAAGCCAAGGGAGGGAAAGCUCUGUCCGGAGACAUUUCUCCCACAAAAACAACUCCCAAGACAGGAACAAAGCUUGUUAAAGAAAAGCCACAUGAGGACAGUGACUCUAUAAACCUGUUAAAUGGCAUGGAGAGAGACCAAGAGGAGAGCAGUAUUAAAACAGCACACCCAACUGACAGGGAGGGCCUGGAUGUCAAAAAACAAGGGCAAAACCGUCUGGAGAAUAAUGCCUCCGUGACACCAAAGAGUCGGUUGCCCAUUUCAUCUCCGACAAGGAAGAAGAACGAUGAGAUAACUCAAACAAGUGGCACCAACUAUAAGAAAGUGACAUCUAGUCAGACAGAUUCUGACAAAUCCAAGACAGUCCAGAAGCAGAGUCCAGAGCAGCAAGAAGUAUCUCCUAGUAGUGAGACAUCACCCACACUCCCCGAAAGUCCCAAGAAAGGAAGCAUGCUGUCAACCACACCAUCCAAACCCCUAUCUAAAAGAAGCAUUAGCCAUGAAGAGAGUGACACAUCCACCUUGAGUGUCUCUCCACCUCCCAUCAAGCAAGAAAAAACUGUCUCAUUGAGGCUCCCCAAACAGGGCGACAACAUCAAGCACCAGAAAAGUACAGUAAAGGAUUCAGCUGAUCCUUCAUCACCUGUAAGCAAGCUUCCUACAAGGGGUCAGAGAAGCCCCAGCAAAGUAAAACCCAGAAAACUUUCACCAACUAAAAAAUCUGCCCCCACAUCCACAUCUAAACAGGAGGACUCUAAUCAGAACACAGAGUCAGUUGUCUCUGACAAUGCUAGUGGUGACGGUUUUAAAUCCAAGUCUCUGUCUUCAAAUGAACAAGAGCAUGUGAUAAAAGUCAAAGACAAUCAGUCUGAUAUCAGUGAAAACAAACUGAAAGUAAAAGAGACAAAGGAAUCAGAGGAAAGCAUAACCAGUCCUGCAACUGAGGAGAUUUCAAAAAUCCAACCAAUGCAAAACAACAAUGCAAUUACUACAGAAAACACUCAAGUAAAAGUUACAUCAGUUACAGGCUCAGGGGCUGAGAUACUGGCUAGCGGUGAGGUUGCCAAAGCAAGUCCAUCUGAGACGCCAGCUGUUCCUGUAAUUAAUGCUGAGACUGAUUACCAGGAAGGACAGCAUGAGACCAAAGAACAAACAAAAGUUGAGUCUCCACCUAAGAAAUCUCACGUUCAAAGGGACAACACCCAACAGGAACAGGAGGCACCGUCUUCACCAAAGAUUUGUACAGAGGAAGAUAAAGAAAAAGACGUUUCAGAGACAGACCAGCUAAUAAGUAACAUAAAACCAAAUUUAAUCCAGGAGAGAGGCCUUCCAGAGCCAGAUUCUGCUGUGCUGGCUCAGAAAACAAUAUCACCUUACCAUGAGGAUAUAAGUGAUAUUUCAGCCAAACCUGUUGUAGUUGACAACACUCACUGUGACAUAGUGGCCCACAUUGAUAAGGAAGGUGCUAUGCCUGAUAGUGUAACUCUGAAAGAAACAAACAAAGUCACUGCUAAGCAACAUAACAGCAGAAUUAGUCUUCCUGCUAAAUUGGCCUCAAAAGACCAAGACACUGAGCCAAAAGAUGUACUUUCAGCCACAUCCAUUGCUGUUGAUGCUGACCUGGCCAGCACAGAGCAGCAAAAGAAGUUACUGAAGGAUCAAACCACAAAUACAAUUCUUAAAAAUGAUAGAUUGCCCACAUUAAGCAGAGAUUUAGUAAAAGAUUUUGAAGUAGAGAAGGAAAGUAAAGAGGAGGCUGGCAGGAAACCAGCAGAGGCUUUGGACAUUCAAACAGAAGCUGUGACUGUUUGUGAAUUGCCCAAGAAUGUUGAAAAUCAGCUGGACAAAGGGCCUCUUUUACUGGCAGGAGAAUCUGAAAGACAGGAGAAAGACUCAAAACCAAAUGAAAAGCUGAAUGACGCAGCGGUGGAAAGCACUGACUCACAGAAGAGUUGCAAAAAGGAGCUCAAGGGCAUAACUAUUAAGCAUGAGACUGAGAGAGACGUCACAAAAACGCAGAUGCCAACAGAUCUAUCAUCAGAGGAGAAGCGUAUACAGCCUGACUCGGAGGAACGACCACACACGGCAGUUUCGGAAGCCCUGGCAGAGAAGAAAAUAGAGGCAGAGCAAGCAAGAAGUGCACUCCCUGAAAAUACAGCCAGUGUGGUUGAUUCAAAGCAGGAGAGUGAGAUCAUCUUAAAGGAGAAUGCAGAGAGAGGUGAUAAGGAGACUGAUCAAGAGAUGAAGACAUCAACUGUGAAAAAUGAACAGGAACCCAAGGUACUUCUAACCAAUGCUGAGAAGGUCAGGGAUAAGGAAGCAAAUCAGGGGGACAAACAGGCCGACAUAAAGAAGAGUCAAACUCCAGAAAUAAAAGCUGUGAGCUCUAAAACUACAACUACUAAAGAAGAGAAUGAAACAAAGGAUUUGCUGAUGAAGAAUUUACAGAAUGAGAUUUCAGAUGAGACUGCUGACUCUGAGGUUAAGAGCGACAAGGACCAGAAGACCUUAAUUGCUACAGACAAAGAUAAGGACAUUAACAAAAGAGAUGCUCAUAGAUCAGCAGAAACUAAAUGUCAAAUUGCUAACCUAGAACAGAAACCUAAGACAGAAAAAGCUACACAGAAGACAACAGAAAGCCAAGUUAGCAUCCAACAAGACCAGAUGUCCAUAACUGUUAAAGAUCAACAUGAGGAUAUAACCAAACCAGAUAUAAGCAAACCAACAGCAUCCAAACGUCCAGAUACUGACCAGAAACAACAACCAGAAAUAGUAACAACAGAAGCUCCAGAGAAGAUGUCAGAGAGCCAAACUCAAGAACUCAAGAUUGUCAGCAUCAAAACUCAGAGUGCAGAGGGAGCUAAACAGAAGACUGAAACAAAGGAUUCAUCAAUUAAGAGUUUGGUAGGGAAGACAACAACUGCAAAUUCUAACUGUGAAGCACAGGAUGAAAAGUCUGUAAUGGUUAGAGAUCAACAUGAGAACAUUACAAAACCAGAUACAAGCAAACCUCCAAAUACAGACCUAAAACAGGGACUGCAAAGAACAGGCGCUCCAGAGAAAAUAUGGGAAAUUCAAGAACCAAAGGUUGUGAGUACCCAAAGUCAGAGUGCUGGAGGUAUCAAGGAAAAGACUGACACAAAGGAUUCGUCAGUUAAAAGUUUGGUGAUUGAGAUAGCAAUGACAUCAGAAGCUCCAAAGAAACAAUCAGAAAGCCAAAUUCAAGAACCAAAAGUUGUAAGCACCAAAAGCGAGAGUGCUGAGGGUGUUAAAGAAAAGACUGAAACAAAGGAGUCAUCACUUAAGAGUUUGGUGAAUGAAACACCAAUGAGUACAGACGUUUCAAAGAAGCAAUUAGAAAGCCAAAUUCAAGAACCAGAGGUUCUAAUUACUAAAGCUCAGACUGCAGAGGGAACUAAAGAGGAGACUGAAACAAAGGAUUCAUCAGGUAAGAGUUUGGUGAAUGUGACAACUGCUGAUGCUACCUCUAAAGUUAAAAACCAGGAGGAUCAGAAGUCGAUAGUUGUUAGAGAUCACCAUGAGGACAUAACAAAACCAGAUGCAAGAAAAUCAACAGAAUCAAAACGUCCAAAUGCUGACCUAAAACAGGAACCAGAAAUAAUAAAAGCUUCAGAGAAGAUGCCAAAAAGCCAAAUUCAAGGACCAAAGAUUGUAAGCACCAAAACACAGAAUGCUGAAACUAUCAAGGAAAAGACUGAAACGAAGGAUUCAUCAAUAAAGAGUUUGGCGAAUGAGAUACCAGUGAGAACAGAAGCUCCAAAGAAGCAGUUAGAAAGCCACAUUCAAGAACCAAAAGUUGUAAGUACCAAAACUCAGAGUGCUGAGAAUAUCAAGGAAAAGACUAAAACAAAGGAUUCAUCAGUAAAGAGUUUGGUGAACGUGACAACUGCUGAUGCUAACGCUGAAGUGAGAAACCAAGAAGAUCAGAAGUCCAUAAUUGUUAGAGAUCAGCCUGAGAACAUAACAAAACCAGAUGAAAGAAAAUCAACAGAAUCCAAACGUCCAAAUACUGGCCUAAAACAGGAAGCAGACAGAGGAGAAGCUUCAGAGAAGCAGUCAGAAAUACGAGAUCUAAAGGAUGCAAGUACCAAAACUCAGAGUGCUGAAGAUAUCAAGGAAAAUACUAAAACAAAGGAUUCAUCAAUAAAGAAUUUGGCGAAUGAGAUACCAGUGAGAACAGAAGCUCCAAAGAAGCAGUUAGAAAGCCACAUUCAAGAACCAAAAGUUGUAAGUACCAGAACUCAGAGUGCUGAAGAUAUCAAAGAAAAGACUGAAACAAAGGAUUCAUCAGUAAAGAGUUUGGUGAACGUGACAACUAUGGAUGCUAACUCUGCAGUAAGAAACCAAGAAGAUCAGAAAUCCAUAAUUGUUAGAGAUCAGCUUGAGAACAUAACAAAACCAGAUGCAAGAAAAUCAACAGAAUCCAAACAUCCAAGUACUGACCUAAAACAGAAGGCAGACAGAACAGAAGCUUCAGAGAAGCAGUCAGAAAUUCAAGAACCAAAAGUUGUAAGUACCAAAACUCAGAGUGCUGAAGAUGUCAAAGGAAAGACUAAAACAAAGGAUUCAUCAGUAAAGACUUUGGCGAAUCAGACACUGGUUAGAACAGAGCCUCCAAAGAAGCAGUCAGAAAGCCAAAUUCAAGACCAAAAUGUAAGCACCAAAACUCAGAGUGCUGAUGACGCCAAAGAGAAGACUAACAAAAAAGAUUCGCCAAUAAAGAGUUUGGUGAAUGAAAUUGUAAUCAAGAAUGCGAACUCUGAAGUUAGCACCCUUAAGGACCAGAAGCCCUCAAUUAUCAUAGAUGAACCUGUGGAGAUUAAGAAACAAGAUGAAAACACAGAUCAACCCAAAGAUUUCAAAGCCCCAAAUACUGACCCAGUUGUUCUUGUAACUGGGAAAGAAGCCAGUAAGACUGAUAAGAAAAAAAGAAAAGAAUUUAAAGAGGGUGAUAAAAUUAAAGUAACAAAGCCAAAGGAUCAGCAGGUGAAGGCAUCAAAGACAGAUGCCAAGCAAGAGUCAGAAAGCAUUUCCAUAAAUGAUGCAUCUGGCAAAAAAGUUGUUGGAGAACAAAAAGAAAAGCCCACUGUUGUUUCAGAUAAAGUACUUGAUAGCAGUGAUGCUCAGAAGAAUGAUGGAGACACCAAAGAGACAACCAAAACAGAAAGUAGCUUUAAACAGGAACGGCAGACUUUCAGAGAAGAGAAAAUCAUAAUAAACCUUAGUGAUCUACAAAAGUCUGCAAAGCCAACACUCAAUGGCAGUUCAUCUCUGUCUGCGACAGCAGAAUCAUCUCCAUCUAGCUGGUUAGAUGUGGAGCAUCAAAAACCUAAGAAGAAGGAACACAAAAGAAGACUAAAAGCCUCAGCCAGUGAGGACGAAUCUCUUGAGCCUGAUGACAUUGAUGAUUUUAUCAGGAGCAUUAAGGAGGGAAGCAUUCCAUUCGCACUACCUCCUAAAAGGCAUAUUCGUAAAAAGUCCCCAUCUCCACCUUUUGCCAUGCCGUCCAUCAGGGAGGACCACUUUGAGAAAGCAUUUGAUCCAGAGGAAUUCAAGUUUGGCUUAAGAAAAAAUAGCAAAUGUUUUAAGGAUCCUUCCCCGGCUAUGGUAAUUAAACAAAAAGCAGCUAAUAGGGAAGGACGGACUCUGGAAAGACAUGGACAAGAUAAUGCCAUGCACACAUUUAGAGAUGAAAUGAAAUCACUUGAUGAGGUGGAAGGAAAAGAUGGAGUCAGUGAGGGGACAAAUAUUGAAGCAGGAAAAGAAGAGGGACAAAACAAUGGAGAAGAACCUGGAAAACUGACGUCACGACUUGAAAGGAUGUCCAUCCUCUCCAGCCUACUGAGUUCCCCUCGGUCCUCCAGGAAGAGCAAAAAGGAAGCUACCUCUGCCUCCAAUAGCACACUUCCCAACCAACAGCAGGGCCUGCCAUCGCUUGGAAAGCAGGGAGCUGUUGAUUCACCUCUGCCUGCCUCUAAAGCAGAUAAGAAGGGUGUGGAAGGUCAAGAUCAAGGCCCACUUGUAGGUGGUGGUAUGGGUACAGUUAGUGAGUCAGCAAUCAGCUCCUCCUCUCCUCCUCCUUCUCUGCCCUCGUUCUCGGAGAUAAAGCUGCCUGAUCAUUUAGAGAAAUACCUCAAGAAGAGCAAAUCAGAGUCUGAGGCCUCCCAGGGCUCUACACAGAUGGUUGAAACUAAACUGAAUCCUGAUGGUGCCAUGAUGGACCAGGUCUCGACAGCAGGAAUACCAAAUGUGGAUGUGAGCCUGAAGAGACCUGCAGGACUGCCUCCAACCAGCAACAACACCCAGCAGAGUUCUCGUAAUGGACUUACUACUUCUACACCUAAGAUACCAGCAAUAAAAGGGUUCCACAAAAGGCCUGGAAAGAUUGUCAUACAUGAACAUGCUCAGUUUGGAGGGCAGGCGUUUGAACUCUACCGUGAUGUAGAGGACGCCACUGCAAUGAAACUGUCAUCCGUCAUCUCAGUCAGAGUCAUCAGAGGGUGCUGGCUCCUCUAUGAAAAACCUGGCUUCCAGGGUCGUAUCAUUGCCCUUGAGGAAGGUCCUACAGACCAAAUAUUGAAUAUGUGGGCAGAGGAAGGAACUCCGACGACACUAGACCAGAUGGGUCAGCCUAUACCAACAGCGCCUUUGGUCAUAGGUUCUAUUCGAUUGGUAGUUAGAGACUAUAGCAUACCCCGAAUUGACCUGUUUGCAGAGGUAAAUGGUUUGGGAAGGGUGUCAUCUUACUGUGACGACACUGUGGAGAUUGGCUCCUAUGGGAUCCCACUGACCACCGGCUCCAUUAAGGUUCAUUCUGGAGUCUGGCUGGUGUACACCAAUCCAGGGUUUGAAGGUUUUCUUGGAGUGCUGGAAGUGGGGGAGUACCCAUGCCCACAGGCCUGGGGUUUCCACGAGCCCUUUAUUGGGUCUCUCAGACCCCUUCGAAUGGGACCAAUAAAGGUGGAGCACCCUCAUGAUUUCAAGGCCUUAGUGUUUGAGAAGCCCAACUUUGAUGGAGAGAGCAUCGAGGUCGACAGUGACACGUACAACUUGCAAGAAGAACCGGAAGGAGAACAAACAGGCAAACCAGACGAGAGCAAGAAGACAUUGUCUACAGUGGGGUCUAUAAAGAUCCUUAGUGGUCUCUGGGUGGGCUAUCAAGAGGCAGACUUCGAAGGCCAGCAGUACAUCCUGGAGGAGGGGGAGUAUCCUCACUGCAGUGACUGGGGAGGAUCUGAGGAUGGGCUCCUUUCUCUUCGCCCCGUGUGCUCGGAUUUCCUGUCCCCUCAUGUUAAACUGUUCAGCGAGCGGCACUUUGAUCAACUGGGGCUCCAUGCGGACUUGCUUGGUCCCGUCCCGAGCUUGGAGGACGUUGGCCAUGGUUGCAAAACUCAGUCCGUCAAUGUCAUGGGUGGAGUGUGGGUGGCGUUUGAGAAGCCUGGAUUCAGCGGAGAGCUCUACGUGCUGGAGAGAGGCCUGUAUGCAAGCCCAGAGGACUGGGGAGCCCACAACUACAUGAUCUCAUCCAUACAGCCGGUCUUCCAUGACACACUGAUGGGAACAACAAAAUUCAAGAUGCAGCUGUAUUCUGAGCCAGACUUCCAGGGAAGGCUGGUGACUCUGGAGGACAGCGCAUCAGCUCUGGAUGACGACUUCGUACCUAAGUCCUGUAAAGUGCUGGCUGGCAGCUGGGUGGCAUAUGAAGGAGCUCAGUUCACAGAGAACAUGUAUGUGUUGGAGGAGGGAGAAUACCCCAACACAGAGACCAUAGGCUUCCUGUCCUCAGAGUCUACCAUUCGCUCCAUACAGACUGCCGGACAUGAGUUCUCUCUGCCCUCCAUCGUCUUGUUCAGCAAGGUUGGCUGCAGAGGUCGCAGAGCAGUGCUGAGAAACGGAGCUGUGAACCUGCUACAGGCAGGCCUCGACACACGCACACGCUCCCUGGUGGUGGAGGGAGGAAUGUGGGUGCUGUAUGAAGAGAGUAACUACCGUGGUCGACAGCUGCUCCUCCAGCCAAGUGAAGUGGGUGACUUCUGGGAGUUCAGUGGCUGGCAGCAAAUAGGAUCCUUACGUCCAUUACUCCAGAAACAGAUGUACUUCCGUCUGCGGAGCAUGGAGACAGGAUGUGUGAUGUCCCUGACAGGAACUUUGGAUGACAUCAAGCUGAUGAGGAUUCAGGCUGUGGAGGAGACAGGAGGGCUGGAGCAGGUCUGGCUCUAUCGGGACGGGCAGCUUACCUGCAAGCUGGUUGAGGACUGUUGCCUGGAGACUACAGGAGGUUUGUUGAUGGAGGGCAGCAGGCUUUGUGUUACCCCGGAGCGAGGCAAAGGCAACAACCUGUGGAACAUCACCCCAGACGGACGAGUGCACUGCCACCUCAAACCUGACCUGGUCCUGGAGGUCAAAGGUGGUCAUCAGUAUGACAAGAACCAGGUGAUCCUCAACACGUAUGAUGAGAGAAAACUGAACCAAAGAUGGACCCUGGAAGUCCUGUGAUCAUAUCAGCCUCAACUUGCCAGACACACCACGUCAUACUGAACCCUGUGAUGCAGCUCCACUGUAGAGCCCACACCACAGAGAUGGGUCCAGUAGGAGGAUUUGCGCAAUCACUGCACUCCUUUGUAGUAUUUUAACUCUUGUUUACUCCUCUGGAGGAGGGUGACCUUUAACUGGAUAUACUUUAUAACUAUUCUCAUAGUGUUAAUUGAGUGAAUGAGUAUCAUAAAAGCAUUGCUUAUGUUUGCCACUUGAUUUCAAACACUGUUUACCAAAGACUUCAGGCACCCCUCUCUAUGUCGUCACUGCAUGUAGUGAGAACUCAGCCCUGUUUCAAUGCUGCAUACUUCCCUUUACUUAAUGGUACUUUUCUACUGCAUGGUUCCAACAUCUGUCUUCUGAUCAUAAUGUUGGCAAAUAUGAAUGUAUAGUGUAUAUUGACAGCUGUUAUAUGAAGUCCGAUGUGCCUACACUCCAAAGAUGUAUGUCGACUAAGAUGUUUUCUUUUUGUGAAUAGAUCAAAAAUGAUCUAUUUUAGAGUUUUAAUAUCUGCUUAGGACUUUUUACGCAAACUGGACUUUACUGCAUGAGGUUGUAUAUAAGCAUCAAGUGUAUAGAUCUUAGUUUAAAUUUCAAAGCAGGACUGCAAUAACACUACUGCCCACUGUUGAUUGUAAAUAUGUGAAUGUCCAAGAGAAAACUGUUACACAUGAAAAUAAGAAUGAUUCUCUCUAUUGUCUUUUUUAGAAAAUAAAGCAUUUUCUGUGUUUUAAUACA
Messenger RNA from Epinephelus lanceolatus (giant grouper), 11940 nucleotides. It is a transcript of the gene crybg1a, whose product is annotated as crystallin beta-gamma domain containing 1a. The record is from RefSeq and is a predicted model, not a curated record. NCBI's taxonomy places the organism in Eukaryota, Metazoa, Chordata, Actinopteri, Perciformes, Serranidae.